UAUCUGUAAUUUGAAAUUCGGACGUCAUUCAAACAUUUGUAAAUAAACAGCCAAACAAUCAAUCCAGUUUUCAUACAAAAUGUAAAUUUAUAGAAAUUCUUACAAUGACGUCGAAGCAGAUGGUUGCUGAAGCGGUUGGGGAGGAAGCUGCUGUAGAACAAGCAAGUGAAGAACCAAAAAGCCCAGGACCGGGGCUGCCGCCAAUGAUUGUUCUAAAUCCUCGGAAAAAAAUAACUGCACACAAGAUUCACGUUACUGAAUUACGAGAAGAAGUUAAACAGAAAUACGAGCCAGUGGAUUUGAAUACUCACCACUUGGUGCACUAUGAAGUCAAACGACCACCGCUUCCUGUACCAAUGUCCCCAUUGCAGAUAACGUGGGCCCCAGACACCUUAUGUAUUACUAUGGAGUCAGAACCUGUGGUUUCAAAGUUAUGGGUUUGGAAUUCGAGCACUCGUCCUAUCUAUAUGCAUGUUUGCGGGCUGUGGGAGGAGACUGCUCGCUUUGGUGCCAGUUGGCGCUGCUACCCGCGUACCAGGUUCUGGAUGCCCACAGGAUUGAGAUCAGAAGUACGGAUAAGAGCAAAACCUCGUGAGAUAUCCCCCGUACCAUGCGCCACUGCCUAUCUGCAAUUAGCAACUGAACAUAUGAGAGAUAACGUCACUGGAUACUUUGCUAUACCAAUGAAGAUCAAAUUUUUAAAUUAUAUUUCGCCCCCCGCAAGUGAAGGCUAAUAAUCAUGCUAUAAAAUGGAAAAAAUAGAACAAAAUGUGUCGGUACGUAUUUGGAAAAAAAU
Messenger RNA from Trichoplusia ni (cabbage looper), 796 nucleotides. RefSeq lists its product as uncharacterized. Lineage: Eukaryota; Metazoa; Arthropoda; Insecta; Lepidoptera; Noctuidae. The transcript is spliced from 3 exons. The record is from RefSeq and is a predicted model, not a curated record. The coding region runs from base 105 to 734 and encodes 209 amino acids.